GGAGAGCUAGAAAAGGGCAAUCAUGUCUGAAGAGAAACCCAAGGAAGGUGUGAAGACAGAGAAUGACCACAUCAACCUGAAAGUGGCAGGGCAGGAUGGAUCUGUGGUUCAGUUCAAAAUAAAAAGGCACACACCACUCAGCAAGUUAAUGAAAGCUUACUGCGACAGACAGGGCCUAUCAAUGCGGCAGAUAAGGUUCAGGUUUGAUGGACAACCAAUCAAUGAAACAGACACACCUGCACAGCUGGAGAUGGAAGAUGAAGAUACCAUUGAUGUGUUCCAACAACAGACAGGUGGUGUGUGCUAAGCACUGAACAAGUUCAAUCUCCAGUAUGGCAGGAGCUCAAAUUCCCUCCAUAUGCCUCAUUUCUCACCUAUGCCCCUUGGAUUUGCUGUUAAAUAGUUAACACAGAACAAACAUGCUGAUCACACGACACUUCUGAAAACGUUGGCGGACUCUCCCAGGGAUGAUAUUCAAUCAGAAAUGCAGUUUUCUUUUCCAGCUGAACGUGCCAGAAGUUGUAAAGUGGGCCAAUCUAGAGCAUUGUCUUUCUCUGCUGAAAGUUUUCAGGCUUUUUUGUGCAGUACUGUUUGUUUACAGCAGUUCUGUUUAGUUUUUCCCUCUGUAUCUUCAGAUGUAAAUAAUUGGAUCCUUGCUUGAGUAAUUUUUGAGCCAGUUCCAUGCCAGAGUGUGUGGUUUUGCAUAUUCUCUGACAUGCAAACAGUAAAUGCUUGCCCACACAGGCAACUGAAAGAUGUGAAAAUUAAGGUUGUUAUACCAGUAAUGGCAGAUGGGAGGGAGGGGAUAUGCUUUUAUUUGCUAAAAUGUUUCAUUUGAACAUUAUCUAUCAAAAGGAUGUAAGGGUUGUAUAUAUAGAUAUUUGUAUACCCAGGUACUGAAUCUGAAAAAAAAAACAAAAACUUUCAAAAGAGUUAAGACUUUGGGUGGCUAUGUUUCACUGCUGAAUAGGAUUUAGAGAAUGAAGCACAAUUCUGCUGACUGCUUGGACCAACAGGUUUUACCCACUUCUCUUAUGCGAGACAAAAAUCAUGCCUUCUAAUAUACUAAUAGCAGCAGAGGUUUUACCAUUCUGCAAAUCAGGCUAGAUGCGUGAGUGCAAAAUUUUGGCACUUCAAAAAUUCAGACGUUUUACUACAUUUGUCAAUGGCUCACCCUGCUUUUUAUCUGCUGCACAGGAGCACUUUUUUCAGUUCCAGAUUAAAAAAAAUAAAUAAAUAAAAACUGACAGCAUGGGCUCUUUGGUGGUGGUCCAUUCAAUGUCAGAAAUUUUUGGUGUUCCCGACUAUAGUGUGCGAAUUAUGGGUCCCAAAAAACGGUUUUAAAAUCUCUACAUUCCCUUUAAGAAUCCUUCUUGAAGUUGUAGUUUAUAUAUCUGAGCGUGCUCUUCCUAGCAGUGUUCAGUAGCAAAAGAUGUUCAAUACUGCAAGUUAGUAGUUUUAUUCCAACAAUGUUCUUCAGGUUUUCCCUUUGUGCUAGUUUUACAGUGCCAGCCAAAGAUACAUAUAAAAAAAAUUCCCUCCCUCAAUCUCUAAGAUUUUGAAUUAUGAUGCUCAGUUGUCUAUAGUGUGGUCCCUUUUUUUUUUUAAUUGUACUUUCUGGAUAAAUGUAUUCUUUCAACAAAAUAAAGAAAAGUCAGAAUUUCUGUUUACUUUUGCA
Molecule: messenger RNA, 1678 nt
Organism: Xenopus tropicalis (tropical clawed frog)
Lineage: Eukaryota; Metazoa; Chordata; Amphibia; Anura; Pipidae
Gene: sumo3
Product: small ubiquitin like modifier 3
Cellular component (GO): cytoplasm; PML body
Source: RefSeq, marked provisional